This is a messenger RNA of Entamoeba invadens IP1, 825 nucleotides long. RefSeq lists its product as hypothetical. The coding region runs from base 1 to 825 and encodes 274 amino acids. NCBI's taxonomy places the organism in Eukaryota, Evosea, Mastigamoebida, Endamoebidae. The transcript has a single exon. The record is from RefSeq and is a predicted model, not a curated record.
AUGCUAUAUAAAAAUAUUUUAAGUAAAUUCCACGUCAAACUCUCUGUUCAAAAAACGUUCAAGUUGCUUGAAGUAGUGUUUGAUGUACUAACAAGUGAAAAAGGACCAUUGUUUGUAAAGUACUUAAAACACAACCAAACUAGUAUUCAUCAAAUAAGGUAUUGUAUCAAGAAUUCAUAUGUCACAUUAAUACUGUGUGACUAUUUUGAAGCGUAUUGUGACAUCUUAAGUCACUUUGAAAGUGCUAAUCACUAUGUAAAUUGCUUGCAAUGUGAUGCAACCCAAAUUGAAUAUUUGAACCUUCUUAUUCAAUCAUGGAAAGUACUCUCAAGACUCGACUUCGAUUUGUCAUGUGGAAGGUAUGAAUGUACUUUGAUUCAAAAAAUAUUCUACGAGCAAUGUACAGUCUAUUGCAAGACUCUAGACUCCUGGACUAAACUCAUUGGAAAUCUUCCUUUACUCGAGUUCAACCAAAUUGAUACAUUGAGACGUUCAAUGAAAGAAAUAGAUGUGUUACGAAUUGACUUCUUCAGAAUACUUAAAUCAAAGUUGAUCACUAAAUACUUCGGAACAGUACCGAGACAAGUCUACAUCCAAUUCACUACACUUAACUGUCUCUUAAGAGAAAAGAGCGACAGACUCAUCAUCAACAAGUCAACUAAAAAAAUUGACUCCGAUAUAAAAAAGUUUAACGAUCAAAUUCAGAGCGAUCACUGUUCAAACAUCAACAAGAUGAUCACGUUCGUUUCAUUUAGAUACAACAAUGUUUACUCAAGAUUCGUUGUUGUACCAGAAGAUGAGUUCAAUUGUAAUAGUAUGUAUUAA